CGGGAUCAAACACGAGUUCACAUCGUAUAGUACCACAAAUCCACAGUUAAGUGUUUCAAUGUCAUCGAAGAAUUUGGGGAACUGGAAUGGAUUAAAGAUCAAAAUAGAAUCAUUUUGAGAAAUUCGAUCGUCUUUAAAAUUUUAGCGUCCGAGUUGUGGGCCUAUCUGAAAUGAUAUCGGUGGCUCGAUAGCAGUAUAAAGACUCGCCUUGGUUUGACCAUUUGACAAUAGAAAGUCUUCAGUAGAUCAAGUCAAUACAAUCUUAUCAUCGUCAGGUCGUCAGUUUUCUAUCUAUCACAAUGCGGUCCAUGUCAGUCACUCGUGUUGCCGUGGUGCUCCUUGGUACCCUUUCGUCUCUCCUUCCUCUGGCCAUCGCCAACCCUGUCCUUGCGCCUCGAGCCUCAGUGCCUGGCCCUCCUAAGGACCCACCGCUCCCAUCGGGUGACGGGUCCGGCGAAUAUAACACCAUAUGGCUCUGCGGUCCAAACGAUUACAAAGUUAGAGCGCUCCUUGAAGGCGGAGUGCUAGCGUUCGCCGCGAAAGGCUGGUGCCAAGCGUCUCGAGCCAUGAACCAUUAUCUUCUUGACAACGGCAAGGACCUAAACGAGAACGUUGCAAACAUGAUGGAAGACACCCCCGCGUUCAAGAAAGCCGUCCAUGCUCUUGCUGAGAAGGAGGCGAAGGACGCCGUCGAUUUCAUCGGCCCCUGGGUGACCAAGACGUUCAACAGCGGUUGGAAGGUCUGGCACGCGUGGAACAAAGAGAAGAACGAAGCCCAUAACCUGGACUGGUACUACGCGCUGGGCGAAUACAGCUACGCGGUCACCGGCGUCCUCACCAACGGAGGCACCGGAAAAGUCAAGCUGGAAUGGAAAGCGCACAUCUUCGACCGAUACAACUGGGAUAACUCCGGCAAGAAGCAGUCAUUCGGUCCCAUCUCGGUGACCCAUAAGGAGAUCGGUCACUUGCAUAAAUGCGGCGGCGCGCGAGAAUAUGUGGUCCGAGGAUCGAGCAAGGAACAGGUGGUGAAUAACUACAAUUCGAAGAAGCCACUCCCGGCUGUGGACACGAGUGGCUCGUCAUCGUGCUGGUGGCAGCCAGCAAAGGAAUGAAACAUUACGUCUCCAGAAUUUAGGAUACGAACUUGAUGUUGGACGAAUCUUUUCUCGCAUUAUUAAACGGCAUGUAUGAUCUGACGGAAUUAGGUAUCAACAUGAACGGUCUUGUUGCAUAUUUCGAUGUCUUUGGUGGUGGGAACGUCGGGUUUUGCUGAGCCAUUAUAGUGUGCUCUUCGUUCUGCUAUCCUGAGGAGAACCAUGUGGAUAUAUACCGUCCACGGGCCACCAUGGCUCCUCGUCUU
Molecule: messenger RNA, 1360 nt
Organism: Eremomyces bilateralis CBS 781.70
Lineage: Eukaryota; Fungi; Ascomycota; Dothideomycetes; Eremomycetales; Eremomycetaceae
Exons: 2
Coding region: 300-1112 (270 amino acids)
Source: RefSeq, a predicted model, not a curated record